AUGUCCCGUUCCUUCGCCAGAUUGUCGACUGUAGCCUCCUCUGGGUGGUGUGCUCUACCAAUCAGCCGCUCCCGCAGCCUCACGACUAUCCCAGACGAGAUUGCCGAUGACCUGCUGAUCCCCAACACACACCAAUAUCACAGUCUGCUCACUAAAGCAUCCACUCGCUUGUCUGCAUCUUCGCAUAAUCUUACUGACGGCAUCGUUAACUCUAAUCGGUCUCGGAAAAUUCACGUGAACAAGGAUAGGGCGACCCAUCGACACCGUCAGUCUUGCCGCAGCCCGCCUCAUCACGCCUCGCCAGUGACGUGCGGCUCGUCCCUCUGCGCCAGAUUGGACUCCACACUGACCCAUGACCAUGAUCCCUACGAGACCCCCCACUACUACACAUUCCAUCUGACCCUGCGCAGCCCCUCCAACGGACCUCGCCGCGGCAAGUCUCUGACCCCCAACAGGUGUGGGAGGAACUGUCGCAGCAGCUGCAACUCUUCCUCGGAAUCUGAUAAAUCAAAGACUCAUAGGUGUUCAGGGCUCGGCAUGAAUACUUCUGGGAAUACUGGCAGCGUUAUCAGUGCUGAAAGGGAUGCUGCCAAAGGCACAACGGAGAGUGAGACUGUUAAUGUAAGAGAUGACACAGCAUGUAAUGAUGAUGGAAUGCCGAGUGAUGAUACCGAGAACCCCGCCACCAGCCAGAUCUCCACGACACAAACCACCCAGGAGACUGACGGGAAGGAAGCGCCAGAUAACGAUCAGAGGCUCAAGCUGAGGCAUCCGUCGGCUGGGGUGAAAUGCAUUUGUUUCGGCAUCGUGGAUUACUUGAACACAGCGCUCAAGGAAGCGGACCAGGACGCUUUUUGGGAGAGUUGGUGUGGAAACUACGGCCCAGUGCUCACUUCAGCUCCUCCCACCGGUAUUUCUGACUCGGAGUCAGAUAUUGAGCCUCUCGCAGUCUCUCUCAACCUUCCACUGAACUGCUCGAACGGCACCGAGUAUGAGGGCGGCGGCGGCACUCCGAUGAGAAGCAAGCAGUGCCUCAAACUGCUCCGUUGGAAGAGCUGUCACGAGCUGCUGUCACACCGCAGACCAAGGACUCUGAAGCGCCAGCUGACGGACUGCUCCUUUCAAGGGAGAUUCUCGGCAGGAAUGGUGGAAGUGUACGACGGUAAUCUCGGCAUAUCUGUGGUCCCUGUGUCCAUUGGAAAUUGCAACGUUAUCUCCUCGAGUCUUCGCACGAACAUAAUUCCAAGAAGCUUUUCUGGGGAAAAGGGAAGGGUUUGUUUUAAGGGUCCGGCAUCUUCACCACCCUCGCUGGUACACAGUACUAAUGAAAAGCAGUGGGUGGAACACAACGACAAAAAGGUGAUGUUCUUGACUGACAAGCUUCUUGGGGAUGACGGCAGGAGGCUCCUUGGUGUCGUCAAAACCGUCCGUGGGACUCAUGAAGAGCGAACCCAAACGUUAAAUGAGGAGGCAAGGCGGGAGGUGCCUGCCGCUGAGCUGGAUUGUGUGUUGGGGAUACAGGAAGACGACGGGAAUGGUCCAGGGCUGAGCGAGGACGAGAUGCAAGAAGAGUGGUCGACGGGAGGACCUGACCAUACAGCCAGUAAGUCCUUAUGGAUGCCAACCAAGGAGACAUUCCACCGCGCAACGAAUGAAUCAUCUGUGCGGAGACUCCAUCCCCUGCUGUCUGACGCCGGGAAGACCGCCAGCAAGGCAGUCCUUAUCGCCCCGCCUGAUUACCGCCUCCUCAGCUCCAGCGACGACGGUUCACGAGUUCCCCGACACUACUCAGGUGCCUCACGUCAGUCUAGCACUCGCAGUCACCUCUCGCACAUGUACUCCUCGCAGGGCAACAGCAGCGGGGAUGAGGACAGCGACACGGGAGCUGAACUGUCAGAGCUCGAGCGUCGUGUGCUGACUCUUUCUCACCGCAGGAGUCAACUCAGGAAGCAGGACACAAACGCCUGCCUCAUCGCUCCUCCAGAAUUCAAGAUUGCAGAAGAUUUCUACCCGAGGGGGGCUGCAUGGAAUGAACGAGUACUAGUCCAGUGUAGCCCAAAUAGUGCUCUGUGGCUCUGAAUCACUGAAACCCUUUCUUGGCUUCGACUCAAUUAAACUCAAAAAAAGAAAUAUUAAGAAAACUAAGAAUGUUGCCCGCUUGUCGAAUGGAUUGUAGUAGUGAAUAAGGAAACUAGAUAAAUAUAAUAGUUAGAUGAGAAAAAAAAAAAACACAUUUUUGGUCUAAAUUCAUACAUCUCACUGCUAUGAACACUUCUCAUUCAUCACUCUAAUAAAACGGUCCACACAUAACAGCUCCAACCACCCAGACUUCCAAUAGCUGGUUUGCCCCAUCCGCCUCAGUAUUGUAGGUUUUCGAUGCCAGCAGCACAGAGCUUCCUAAUACCAUCUUCCUCUCACUGAUCCAAACACAUCCGCUAUUCUCAGUACUUAGGUGGCUCUCAAGCGGGAUAGUUUCGGCUGUCUAUAUAUAAUGUUUCACUCUUCCGUCUUCGGUUAGGAUUAGGUACUAUAUUUUUCAUCCAGCUAAAAAUUUUGUUUUCUUAAUGCAUAAUAAAACGUGGCCCAUAAUUCAUAUAGCUCUCAGUUUGUUUUAUGUACGAUAAACAAGAAAAUGUGUGUUUGUGUGUGUGUGUGUGUGUGUGUGUGUGUGUGUGUGUGUGUGUGUGUGUGUGUGUGUGUGUGUGAGUGAGUGCGCAGGCCCGUAUCUAUAGGUUCCAUCCACUAACGGUUGUUUCGUCAUCUAGAUAAGCUAUAGUCAACUUGGGAGCAUGGUGUACCCCAGGAUACAUUUUUUUUUUCUUGUGAAAUAAUGGCAUAUAUAACAUGAGCAGUAUGUAUAAGAGUGCACUGUACGAAAAAAAAAAAAAAUAAAUAAAUAAAAUAAAUAAAUAAAUGAUUUAGGAAGGAAACUGUAUCAAGUAACAUGUGCAUUACAUGGCCAGAUAUAUAAAAGUGCACAGUAAGAAAAUAAUGUUUAAGGUAGGAAGUUGAAUGUUAUGUAAGAAACUGAUUUAAAUUGAGAUUAAAGUAUUACAAAUCUAUAUUUUAUAUUGGUAAUUUACAUUCAGACGCAACUCCCGCCUCAUGAAUUUUAAAUGUGUUAUUUAGAUUUAUUAUGCAUUUAACACUUAAUUAAUAAUGAUUUAGGACAGAAUAGCCAUUUUCUCCGUUCGAAAUAGGUACCUGAUACUUUUAUUUAUAAACUUUCAGUCUCAAAACUAGAGAAAAUAUGAAAUAUUCAUGUAUUUUUAUUUUUUUUAUUAAUUGCCUAGGUUACAUGAAUUUCUCAAAAGUUCCCGGAAGGGUGCAUGAACUUAGAGAAUUUGGAAAUCUUGUAUCUAGAGACACGGCGCAGAGUAUAAACAUAUCAAUAAAUCUCAUACAUAUACUAACAAGACGAAGUUACGAAGGGUCUAGAGAUACGGUUCUGUGUUGUGGCUCUUACUGGGAGGCACUUCGUCAUAUUAAAUGGAAAACAAUAUUCACAAUAAUCUCGUGAAUUCGGGGAGAGAGAGAGAGAGAGAGAGAGAGAGAGAGAGAGAGAGAGAGAGAGAGAGAGAGAGAGAGAGAGAGAGAGAGAGAGAGAGAGAGAGAGAGAGAGAGAGAGAGAGAGAGAUUAAUAAUGAUAAUGAUAUUUAGGUAUUUUAUUGGCUUUUAAGAAAUACAUAACAGUUGUUAAUAUUGAUAAAGUUUAGAUGGUCGUUCUGCUGAACUAAUACAAACUUCUAGUACGAAUGAGUCAUACCUAGCCUCGUGUCCUUGUAACAGCCACAUGAAUGAGUCUACAUUUUUCACUAGGAGAUGGUCUUUGGACAGCUUGCUGAGUGGAGAGCUGCUGCGUUACAGAACAAAAUCUUGAUUUGUUUGACUUAAAUCUCACCCGAUGGUUGCCGGGUAGAGUCUUUGAGCUCCCUUCUGAGUCUUGACCAUGGUUUCCUGUCUUCGGUCAAAAAAGUCAGUUGCCGCCAAGUCCAGCUGCUUCCCUCAUUGACCCUCUCCAUGUAAUUCUUAGCCUUCCUCCGAGCAAAACGUACCUUUAGGCUCAUAUUCAGAAGCACUCUAUAUCUCACCACGACUAUUUUCAAAGGCUAUAAAGCUGAUAAGCUAGGUUUUCAAGAGAGUUUCUCCCGUUAAUAAUGAAGUAAUCUCGUUAAUCUGUCAGUAGAACCAUAAAUAAAACACCCUUAAAAACUUAUAUAACUUCAACUGAAGCCUUUUGUUGUAGUAGAGGUGCGGCGCAAAAGUGUUUCAGAAUAUGGUUCAUACUCCUGCCACCUCUCCAUGCAUCAAUCCUCGGAGUGUUGUGUCUUCUGGCAUUGUCCCUACGUGUCCCAGUCAUUUUCUAUCUGUCUUGUUCUUUUUAUUUCAUCUUUUGUCAUCCUAUCCUGCCAUCUCACCCUGCAAAUUCUCUUGAACAGUACACUUCAAAUGCCCUUAGAAUGAUAAGUAAAUAAAUAAAUAAAUAAAUAAAUAAACAAAAGAGAUUAAUAAAUGAAAAUCCCCUUUUUGAGUAUGAACAUUUGUGCUGUCGAAGUGGUACUGUGUACUAAUUGUUGCUGUAGAAAGGUAAUUCUAAACUAUGGUGUUCAUUCUUUAUUUUACUCCAAAGAUUUAAAUAAAUAGUUACAUGAAUCCAGAAAAAGAAAAAAA
This is a messenger RNA of Scylla paramamosain (green mud crab), 4671 nucleotides long. RefSeq lists its product as uncharacterized. The transcript is spliced from 7 exons. Lineage: Eukaryota; Metazoa; Arthropoda; Malacostraca; Decapoda; Portunidae. The record is from RefSeq and is a predicted model, not a curated record. The coding region runs from base 1 to 2079 and encodes 692 amino acids.